This is a messenger RNA of Aspergillus saccharolyticus JOP 1030-1, 3027 nucleotides long. RefSeq names its product putative translation elongation factor EF-1 subunit. Gene Ontology annotation, molecular function: GTP binding; GTPase activity. Bases 226 to 2688 code for a protein of 820 amino acids. Lineage: Eukaryota; Fungi; Ascomycota; Eurotiomycetes; Eurotiales; Aspergillaceae. The record is from RefSeq and is a predicted model, not a curated record. Gene Ontology annotation, biological process: translation. The transcript is spliced from 5 exons.
CCGCUCAAUCUUUCCCUUUGCACACUUUGUCUUUAUCCCAAAACCACUCGCAGUGCGUCAACGGGUGCUUCGAGCCUAACAAGACUACAGACUGGAUAGACUACCUUUAGAUUCGUUUUUCAUCGCACCUGUUCUUCGCCAGACUCGAUCUGUUUGCCUCCCUAACGAAAACCCCUCCUUCCGCAAGCUGCCCCCGCCUUCUCCAGACACAAUCAACGACACACCAUGUCGCGCCACCGCGUCAAGGCUGUUAGCUAUGAUGAAGACGAAUAUGACGAUGGCUACUACUCCCCCGAUCCUGAAGAACAGGAGUUCCUCGAACAGUGCACGACAGAAGUGCUGAAUCAGCUGCGUGCGGGGGACCCCUCAGUGACUGCGACCCGCAGUGAAGUCCAGGAUGCACUAUACCAUUACUACGAUGAUAUUGAGAAAUCCGUGAACUACCUCAGAGGUAAAAAAGUCAAGGAACUUCAGAAGAAGCAGGCCGCCGCCGCCGCUCCUCCUGCGGCUCUGAAGACGAAAGGGACAUCAGUGCCAGUAUAUCCUGAACCGCCUCUGAUAUCUCCCGCCCCGGCUGCACACUUUUCGGCGGCUGACUUCUUUCGCGACGCCCCAUGGUUGAAUAUCCCGAGUCACCGCAAGGCUGAGAUACUUGUGGAGCCGCUUUACCCCCGGCUUGGUCUUUUGGGUGGUGCGCCCGAGAGCGCGGGCGGGGGGAAAGUGUCAAAGUUGGCUGCCUUGGCUGCAGCGCGCAGGAAGAAAGAAGGCGACAAGGCUGCUGCUGCUACCCCGCCCGCAGCUACGGACUCAACUGCGGCUGAGACAGCCCCCAAAGCGGCUUCUACUGAGUCGAAAGGCGCAACCUUGUCGCUUCGCGAGAGGCUGGCGGUCAGCGGAAAGUUGCAGAAGUCGCCUUCCGACGGUCAUCAGUCACUGCGCUCUCUUGGUAGAGGGUCUCGGCAGGGUGGCUCCUUGUCAGGCAAGAAGACUUCAACCGAGCCCGAGCCCCAAGAAAGCCCCAAGCAGGAGGAGGCUGCAUCUGUGACUCCAGAGCCGAAGACAUCUGGGACGAGCGAAAAGGAGGAUCACACUGCUCUUAAUAUCCGUGCACCGCCGUCCACGUUUGCCAGCGCCAUGGUCGGAGAUUCGACACGACCCAAGAUGACCGAGCCCAGCCACUUAUCUGCAAACACCCUUGACUUGAUCAGAAUUUACGGACAAGAUCUUACUGAACCUUUUGACUUUGCAGGCCCCAGCCCCGACGACGUUGUCAUCAACGCACAGAGCUCUGCUAAAGGCUUCAAAUCGAAACAGCCUGCUUCUAAGUCGGCAGGUGACAAGAAGACGCAGGCUGACCUGGCGGGCGGAAUGAAUAAUCUCAGCGUUGAGGAGAAGGUGAAUGUCAAGAGCAAGAAUCUUGAUGUUCUGUCAGAAUACAAGAAGGCGGAACGGAAGAGAGCCAUGAAUUUUGCGGUUAUUGGUCAUGUUGAUGCGGGAAAGAGUACGCUGAUGGGCCGCUUGCUUGCUGAUUUGAAGGCAAUCGAUCAGCGCACGCUCGACAAGUACAAGCGGGAGGCAGAAAAGAUCGGGAAAGGUUCGUUUGCUUUGGCCUGGGUCCUGGACCAAGGCGCGGAGGAGAGAGCUAGAGGCGUUACAAUUGACAUUGCCACCAACAAAUUCGAAACGGAGAAGACGGUGUUUACGAUUGUCGACGCUCCUGGCCAUCGUGAUUUUGUGCCCAACAUGAUUGCCGGAGCCAGUCAGGCGGACUUUGCCGUCCUUGUUAUUGACUCCAGCAUCGGCAAUUUCGAGUCUGGGUUGAAGGGACAGACCAAAGAGCAUGCUUUGUUGGUGCGGAGUAUGGGCGUGCAGAGAAUCAUCGUGGCUGUGAACAAGAUGGACUCGGUACAAUGGGACAAGGAGCGUUUCGACGAGAUUGAGCAGCAGGUCUCCUCCUUCCUGACGACUGCCGGCUUCCAGCCCAAGAACAUCAACUUUGUGCCUUGCUCGGGUAUCAGUGGCGAUAAUGUGACUCGGCGCAGCGAUGAUCCGAAUGUGUCGUGGUACCAAGGGCGUACUUUGGUUGACGAGCUGGAGGCCACCGAACCGUAUUCCCAUGCGGUCGACAAACCUCUGCGAAUGACCAUCGGUGAUGUGUUCCGGGGUAGUGUUCAAAACCCCUUGUCGAUAUCCGGCCGCUUAGACGCUGGCAGUUUACAAGUGGGCGACCAGAUAUUGACUAUGCCCAGCGGCGAAACUGCCACUAUCCGGAGUUUGGAAGUCGAUGGCGAACCCAACGACUGGGCUGUGGCGGGUCAGAACGUCGUUUUGAAUCUAGCUAAUAUUGACCCCAUCCACCUUCGGUCUGGAGACGUGAUCUGCCGCGCGUCCGCGCCUAUUGCCAACGUCACGUCGUUUACGUGUAAGGUGUUGGCUUUCGACCACCUGUUGCCUAGCAUGGUGGACAUCCACCGUGGUCGCCUGCAUGUCCCCGGACGGAUCAGCCGGCUCCUGUCAACGCUCGAUAAACAAUCCGGCGCUAUCAUCAAGAAGAAGCCCAAGAUUGUGGCGCCGGGCACCGUGGCGCGGAUUGUUGUCGAAAUGGACCAAGCGGUGCCUCUCGAAGCGCCUACGCGGAUUGUUCUUCGGGCGGGAGGCGAGACUGUGGCCGCGGGCUUGCUGGAAUAAAUAGAAACCGGCCAUUACGCACCGACUACGAAUACAUAGACAACACUUUGCUUCUGUUACUUUCUAUGGAGGUCUUAAGAAUGAUGACUCGAGCUGGGUGCUUGAUCGUGCCCCCGACUGGCCUGAUGUGGAGGCUUUCAAAGAUGCCACGAAUGCCAGGGCUGUAGUUAGUAGUUUGCUUUCUAGACUAGAUCCUGACAGACCCUGUGUCAUCCUGACACAACGAACUGAAACUGACCUUAAGCGUCUUGGUCAGAGUGGCUGAAAGUAAGGGAAGCCUCCUGAGUGGAGGGGGAUCCACUUGCCUAAAACGAGACCCUGGAAGAACGGUGGACGGGG